Messenger RNA from Tachysurus fulvidraco (yellow catfish), 2428 nucleotides. RefSeq names its product tyrosine 3-monooxygenase/tryptophan 5-monooxygenase activation protein, zeta polypeptide (gene ywhaz). Gene Ontology annotation, cellular component: cytoplasm. NCBI's taxonomy places the organism in Eukaryota, Metazoa, Chordata, Actinopteri, Siluriformes, Bagridae. Gene Ontology annotation, biological process: signal transduction. The record is from RefSeq and is a predicted model, not a curated record.
CAUGAAAAAUGCUUUUCAUGAUACAGAGAAACACAAAGACAGUAAACUCAUCUGUCCUGAAGAUUAUGAAAAACAGAAAGUUACAGCUGAAACUGGAGACUCCAAAAGUCUGAAGAAAGCGAUCACCAUGGAUAAGAGUGAACUCGUGCAGAAAGCCAAACUGGCCGAACAGGCCGAGCGCUAUGACGACAUGGCGUCUGAGAUGAAGCAGGUGACGGAGAAGGGAGAAGAGCUCACGGACGAGGAGAGGAAUCUGCUCUCGGUGGCCUACAAGAACGUGGUGGGGGCGUGCCGUUCGGCAUGGAGGGUCAUCUCCAGCAUCGAGCAGAAGAUGAAGGCGGAGAACAGCGACAAAGAGCAGAUCGCCAAAGAUUACCGUGAGAAGAUCGAGUCCGAGCUGCAGUCCAUCUGCAAUGAUGUGCUGCAUCUUUUGGAAAAGUUCCUGAUCCGUACCUCGUCUCCGGCCGAGAGUCAGGUGUUCUACCUGAAGAUGAAAGGAGAUUAUUAUCGCUACCUGGCCGAGGUUGCCGUGGGAGACAACAAAACCAGCAUCGUGGAUAAAUCCAGGGAGGCGUAUCAGGCUGCGUUUGACAUCAGCACAGAGAACAUGCAGCCCACUCACCCCAUCCGCCUCGGCCUGGCGCUAAACUUCUCCGUCUUCUACUACGAGAUCCUCGGCUCCCGCGAACAGGCCUGCGAACUCGCCAAGAAGGCAUUUGAUGACGCGAUCUCUGAGCUCGACCAGCUGACUGAGGACUCGUACAAAGACAGCACGCUGAUCAUGCAGCUGCUCCGAGACAACCUGACACUGUGGACUUCAGACACUCAGGGAGACAGAGGAGAGACAGGAGAACUAAACAGCAAAAAAAACAAAAAUUCAAAAAAAGAAAAACUGCUGAGCGCCUGAUACACACUCUCUGCUCCUCUGCACCAGCCUCUCCUGUGUGUGUGUGUGUGUGUGUGUGUGUGUGUGUGUGUGUGUGUGUGUGUGUGUGUGUGUGUGUGUGUGUAAUAAGGAGGGUGGUUCAUUUAGAGAUUUGAUCAUUCCUUGGGGCACAAAAUAGAGGGAGGGAUCAUUUUUAAUAAACUGUGUGUGUGUUUGUGUGUGUUUGUGUGUGUGUGUGUGUGUGUGUGUGUGUGUGUGUGUGUGUGUGUGUGUGUGUGUGUGUGAGAGAGACAGAGAGAGAAAAGAAAGAGCGAGAGGUUUUGCUGAGGUUCAGUGAGAUUCACACUGAGAUCAGACUCCAGUCUGAUCCGAUACACUGAUAUUACAUUGUAUUGUGAUUAUUGCCAAACCUCCUACAUAUUAUUGUAAUAAUUGAUUUAAGUCUUUUCACAGACGAUCUUUUCUGCUGAUGAAAUUACUACCUUCUGAUAUUUGGUUAUUUCCACUCACCCAUCCAUGAGCUUUUUAGUUAUCUGAAAACUGUAAUCUUUUUUCUUCUCAGUCGUUGGUUUUGAGUCGCAGGUGUGUUUCAGGCCUCAGUUUCCAGUGAGAAUCAGUUUUAAAUGAUGGGUUCGACGUGUUGAUGUGUGCAGAUAAAACUCAUAGCUUUAUUAUGUAAUAUUCCCAUGAGACCAUUUUCAGGGGUUAAAUAUUUAGGUCUGCGGUAAACGUCUACAUUCGGUUUCUUUUCUAAUUUGAUAACGCAUCUGUUUUGUGUUUGAUGUGAAAUAUCACAACUGAUAUAGAUUUGUACUUUACUCUGGAGCUGUGGAGAAAGCAGCACUAAUCACCCCGGCGUCCGACUCCACAGCUGUCUGCGCUACACUAGUGUUGAGGGCUGAGGGCUUUCAUUGUCGUCUUGUGAGUGAGUGUGUGCGUGCAUGAGAGUGAGCGAGUGUGUGUGCGUGCAUGAGAGUGAGCGGGUGUGUGUGCGUGCAUGAGAGUGAGCGAGUGUGCGUGCGUGCAUGAGAGUGAGCGAGUGUGUGUGCGUGCACGAGAGUGAGCGGGUGUGUGUGCGUGCAUGAGAGUGAGCGAGUGUGCGUGCGUGCAUGAGAGUGAGCGAGUGUGCGUGCGUGCAUGAGAGUGAGCGAGUGUGCGUGCGUGCAUGAGAGUGAGCGAGUGUGCGUGCGUGCAUGAGAGUGAGCGAGUGUGUGUGCGUGCAUGAGAGUGAGCGAGUGUGUGUGCGUGCAUGAGAGUGAGCGAGUGUGUGUGUGCGAGUGUGUGCGCGCGUGAGAGUGCUUGUGUGUGUGUGCUUGUGCGCACGUGUGCUUGUGUGUGCAUGCUUGUGUGCGCACGUGUGUGUGCUUGUGCACGUGUGUGUGGGGCUCAGGUCUGUUAAACAGGGUAACUUUACAUCACCUGUGUUUGAUCCAGCUGUGUUUCUGUAGCACACCUCAGCGUGUUAAGUCUUACUGAUACUGUUAGUGCUAAUGAUGUGGGACGGGUUCAGUUCAGCCAAAUAAAGAACACAACAAACACAAA